AUGUCAUUUUUUGCAAAAGAUAGAAGAAUUGAUCAUAAAAAUACAUCAGAAUCAGUGAAAUAUGGAGAUUCUUCUCUAUGUGAUGAGUUAUUCAGUUAUGGUGUUUCUAGUGGUAUACGACUUGCAACGUUUGAUGCUAUUCAAUCUCUUCUUGCUAUAGCAACUUUUGAUUCAAAGAUAUAUAUAUUUAAAGAAAAAAAUAUUAAAGUUCAAUACAGUCUUCCAAAACAUUUAUCAAUUCGGCAAUUGCUUCUUCAUGAUAGUUUUCUUAUUGCUAUCGAUUCUAUAAACACUAUAUAUUCUUGGUCUUUAGAUAAAACAUCAAUUAUGCCAACGACAGUUCAUUCUAUUCGAGGAAAUGUAACAUGUAUCGGAACAGAUCCAUCUAUUGAUUGGCUAUUUAUUGGACUAAAAGAUGGAACUGUUGAUGUUUGGGAUAUUGAUAGAGAAUGUAUUGCUCCAUAUAAAAUUGCUAAUUUAUAUUCGGAAAAAUAUGAAAGAUUGCGCCAAAAGAAAAGUAAUUCUGCGCCACCUAGAUCAUAUAUAUCUCCUAUUAUAUCUAUUCAAAUUCAUCCUAGAGAUCUUGGAAUGAUUUUAAUCGGAUAUUCGGAUGGUGUAGUAUUAUAUUCUUUUAAAAAAAAUAUGCCUAUAAGUUUUUUUGACCUAGAAAUUCCUCAAAAAAUACCAGAAACUAAUUCAACAGGGAAAAUUGUGAUUUCUAGACCAAAAUUAACAGGUCUAUCAUGGGCACCACAUGGUCAUCAUUUUGUUGUUUCUUAUCAAAAUGGUUGUUUUGCAUUUUGGUCUACAAAAUCUAAUAAAUAUCCUUUACAAGUACGUACAUUGGAUGAUGUUCGAAUAGAUACUAUAUUAGAAGAAAAAACACAAAAUAAUGCAUCUCAGACUGCAUAUACACGUAGUCCAAUUUUCUUCAUCCUAUGGAACUGCAAUGAUGAUCUUGAAAAUACAUCUGUUUUUAUAGUUGGAGGAAAUUUGAAUAAUAAAGAUUCCAAAGAAUUAAACAUUCUGGAAUUUGGACAAUCUCCCUCAAUGUCAUCAUCAGAUUGUGUUUUUACUGAUUAUUAUAGUAAGCCUAAACAACAUCAUGCUUUAUCACACUUUUUAUCAAGCAAUGUCGUCAAUAUCUGCGUUUUUCCAGAAAGGUCUCCCCAAUAUUCUGGAAAUUAUAAUAUUGAAAUGAUUAUGCUUAUUCUAGCAUCUGGAGAAAUAGAAUUACUAAGUUAUCCUGAUGGCAUUUUUUUAAAUUCAUUAAAAUUACUUCCAUCAUCACUUGAAUGGCUAUCACCAAAGAUUUGUGAUAUAUCAUUAUCUUUUGUCUCGAAAAAUACUUCGUUUGGAUAUAGAAAAUAUAUAGAAGGACAUGAUCAUCUUUAUCAGCGAAAGGGGUCAACACACCAUAAAUUACUAUAUCAUAAUGAAGUUAUUUCUUCUGGACAUGAUAAUGGCAUUAUACGCUUGUAUAAUGUUACUCAAGAUUAUAAAUUUGAGAAAAUUCAUGAAAUAUUUCUAGCUAAACUUCUUAAUCUUCCAUCUAACAUGAUUAAAGUAGUAAUUACUAAAUUUUCUGAAAUGUCGGAUUUAAUUAUUGGGUGCGAAAGUGGAGAGCUUAUAGUAUAUAAAUUGUUUUCUCCUGAUAAAAAAACCUUUGAAUUUAAUGAUUCGCAUGACUCCUCUAUGUUUAAUAGAUCUUCAAAGAAAAAUGAUAAUAACACUCUUAAAUCAGACAGCUAUAUGAUUAAUAAAAAUAGUGUUUCGUCAAAUAAUAGCAAAAAUCAAAAUAAUCUUUCUUCUGUCUCAGUUUUUCAAAUCCAUAGAGGUUCUGUAGUUUCUUUAAAAACAAGUAAUAUAGGACUUUUAGCCUGUGGAUAUGAAUUUGGAACAACCAUUUUAAUAAAUACAUUUACUCGAAAUAUUAUUUUACAAAUAGAAUUAACUGAAAUAAAGACUGAAAAAAAGAAAUCAAAAAGUUUUAAAAAUGCUCGAGAUAGUGAUGAUUCUGAAUUGGAAGUUGCUGUAACUUUUGAAUUCACUACAGGGAAAUUUAAAAAAAAAGAUUCGAGUGUUCUCUUUAUAAUUGGGACAUCAUUUGGAAGGUUAAUUUUUUAUAAUUUAUUUCUUAGUAGUGAAAAUAAAUUUAAUGUUGAAUAUAUGGGCGAAAUUUUAUUCGAAAAUGGUUCAAUUAUUAAUAUUAUUUCAAUAUUUAAAAAUACUUUGAGGCCUUAUAUUCUUUAUCCGAGCAUUUUUGAUAAUUUAAGAAACAAUUCUAUUUCAGAAAGUUAUAUUAUUAUUAUAGCAGAGAACUCAGUAAAAGUACUUGAUUCAUACUUUUUCAAGAUAUCGGAAUAUUUUUUGGAAAAAGAUGUGAAAUGUCUUUCAGCUAAUAUUGUUUAUCAGGAAAGCAUAGAUGUAGCCAUUGCUUGUCUGAUAAACAAUAGAAAAGUUUUUCUUCUUUCAUUUCCAGAUUUGAAUGAUCUUUUUUCUGUUAAUUUACCUCAUUUAUUUAUUGAUAAAUUAAAUAAAACUAUUAUUACAAUAAUUGGUGUUAUAUAUCUCUGGGUAAACGAAAUGGAACUUUCGCUUUUCAAUCUUUUUGGAAAUGGAAUAAGAAUUACUGAAUUUCCUUCUGGUAUUCUUUAUGAUAGUUCAAAAAAAGUUCCUCCUCGUCCAACAAUUUCAACAUGGGAAUGGAUAACAGGCACAAAAUAUAUUACGGCUGCCGAAUUAGAUUCAUUAAUUGGUGGACCAGACCGUCCAUUGCCUAAAAAACUUCUUCAGUCUUUAGCUGAACAAAAAUUAAAAAAUAAGACAGAGAAAAAAGCGCACUCAGCAUGUCAACAAAAUGAACAUCCUGAUUCAUAUGGUAAUAUUUUUGUUCAGACUACCGAAAAUAUUCGUGAACGAGGUAGAAAGAUUUUCGAUGUUGGAGAAAAACUUGAAUUUCUUGAAGAAUCAUCAGUAAAUAUGCUUAAGAGGUUAUUCGAUUGA
Pneumocystis carinii B80 is the source of this 3006-nucleotide messenger RNA. RefSeq lists its product as hypothetical. Lineage: Eukaryota; Fungi; Ascomycota; Pneumocystomycetes; Pneumocystales; Pneumocystaceae. Gene Ontology annotation, cellular component: plasma membrane; cytoplasm. Gene Ontology annotation, biological process: establishment of cell polarity; regulation of protein secretion; regulation of exocytosis. The transcript has 8 exons. The record is from RefSeq and is a predicted model, not a curated record. The coding region runs from base 1 to 3006 and encodes 1001 amino acids. Gene Ontology annotation, molecular function: GTPase activator activity; syntaxin binding; myosin II binding.